Stegastes partitus (bicolor damselfish) is the source of this 1023-nucleotide messenger RNA. It is a transcript of the gene taf9, whose product is annotated as TAF9 RNA polymerase II, TATA box binding protein (TBP)-associated factor. The coding region runs from base 41 to 784 and encodes 247 amino acids. The record is from RefSeq and is a predicted model, not a curated record. Gene Ontology annotation, molecular function: RNA polymerase II general transcription initiation factor activity; protein heterodimerization activity; transcription coactivator activity. Gene Ontology annotation, biological process: DNA-templated transcription initiation; RNA polymerase II preinitiation complex assembly. Gene Ontology annotation, cellular component: SAGA complex; transcription factor TFIID complex. The transcript has 7 exons. Lineage: Eukaryota; Metazoa; Chordata; Actinopteri; Pomacentridae.
CAGCAGAAGAAGACGCACAGGCGCUGCGGGAGAAAUUAAAAUGUCUGCUCCGAAAACCAUCCCGAAAGACGCUCAGGUGAUGAUCCAGAUCCUGAAGGACAUGGGCAUCACCGAGUACGAGCCGCGAGUCAUCAACCAGAUGCUGGAGUUCACCUACAGAUACGUGACGACCAUCAUCGAAGACGCCAAAAUCUACGCCACACACGCCAAGAAGUCCAGCGUGGACGCCGACGACAUCAAGCUGGCCAUCCAGUGCCGCAUGGACCAGUCGUUCACGUCGCCGCCGCCCAGAGACUUCCUGCUGGAGGUGGCCCGGCAGAAGAACCAGACCCCCCUCCCGCUCAUCAAGCCCUACACGGGCCCCCGGCUGCCCCCGGACCGCUACUGCCUCACCGCCCCCAACUACAGGCUCAAGUCCAUCCAGAAGAAGGUGUCAUCGUCGGCCGGCAGGAUCUCGGUUCCUCGCCUCAGCGUCGGCGCCGUCUCCAGCAGACCGACCACGCCGACGCUCGGGACUCCGUCCGUCCAGUCGGUCUCCACUAAAGUCGGAGCUCCGGUGUCUCUGACUGGCCAGAGGUUCACCGUUCAGAUCCCACCGCCCUCCCAGACGGCCACCACCAAGACCACGACGCCGUCGACGCCGGCCGUCUCCAACGUGCUCAUCAACCCGUCUCUGAUCGGCUCCAAGAACAUCCUCAUCACCACCAACAUGGUGUCGCAGAACUCCGGCGGCGAGUCGCUGAAGAGGAAGCACGAGGACGACGACGACUACGACGCUUUAUGACGACGACAACAGCUGUGAAAAGAUUAACCCCCGACUCACCAGAACCCGACCCAGAACUCAUAACGCUAGUUUUUCUAGAACGUUCCCUUGACCGCCGGCUCGCUGGACUCUAACGAAGCUCCGACGUGAUUCAUGAUUAAAAAGAAAAGUUCAAAUCAAAUCUGUGUCUGUUUUUAGAGGAACGUUUACACUUUUAGAUAAACAGAUCCAGUUAGUAAAUAAACGAAGCAGAACCAGGA